Brachypodium distachyon (stiff brome) is the source of this 1391-nucleotide messenger RNA. RefSeq names its product peroxiredoxin-2E-1, chloroplastic. The record is from RefSeq and is a predicted model, not a curated record. Gene Ontology annotation, biological process: cell redox homeostasis; cellular response to oxidative stress; hydrogen peroxide catabolic process. The coding region runs from base 126 to 818 and encodes 230 amino acids. Lineage: Eukaryota; Viridiplantae; Streptophyta; Magnoliopsida; Poales; Poaceae. Gene Ontology annotation, cellular component: cytoplasm. The transcript has a single exon. Gene Ontology annotation, molecular function: thioredoxin peroxidase activity.
ACCCACCCCCGCACAUCGGCCAAAUCCCGCCGCUUUGCAGGUCACGCUCCCCAAAAUCCCCAUAUUUCGCUCGCUCUUCCCAAAGUCAACAACAGACAGAGCAUUUCCUCGAACGCCUUGUCUCCAUGGCCACCUCCACCCUCGCCACCCUCUCCGCGACGGCCGCCGCCGCCGGGGUCAAGCGCCUCCUCCUCUCGCCCCACUCAUCCUCCCUCUCCUUCUCCUCCCGCCGCCUCGCAUCCGCGGGCCCCCUCCGCGCCGCCGGGCUCCUCCGCGCGCCGCGGCGUGCCCUGUCGGCGGCCGCGUCCCCGACGACGGCCGCGGCGACCAUCGCAGUCGGUGACCGUCUCCCUGACGCGACGCUCUCCUACUUCGACUCCCCCGACGGCGAGCUGAAGACGGUGACCGUCAGCGACCUCACCGCCGGCAAGAAGGUGGUCCUGUUCGCGGUCCCCGGCGCGUUCACCCCCACCUGCACCCAGAAGCACCUCCCGGGGUUCGUGGCCAAGGCCGGGGAGCUCCGCGCCAAGGGGGUGGACACCGUGGCCUGCGUCUCCGUCAACGACGCGUUCGUGAUGCGCGCGUGGAAGGACAGCCUGGGCGUCGGUGACGAGGUGCUGCUGCUGUCGGACGGGAACGGCGAGCUGACGCGCGCCAUGGGCGUGGAGCUCGACCUGUCGGACAAGCCGGUGGGGCUCGGCGUGCGGUCCAGGCGCUACGCGCUGCUGGCCGAGGACGGCGUCGUCAAGGUGCUCAACCUCGAGGAAGGCGGCUCGUUCACCAACAGCAGCGCCGAGGACAUGCUCAAGGCGCUCUGAACCGCGGGCUCCUCCGAUCUCGCCGGUCGCCAUGGUUUUCUUAGCUUGGUUCGUCCUCUCUUUUCCUGAAUAUUUGCUUAGGUUUUCUUUCCUGAAUAAUCGAUGCGGCAACGGUGGCCUGUGUUGCUGCUGCGUGAUGGCACCUUGAUUUGGUGGCGAGUACUGAGUAGUGCAGCGUAUUACCUUACCUUUGAGCUGUCCUCUCGAAUCUUGAUGUGAAGUUUCUAGCGAGCUACUACUAUGCAGUAAGAUCUCGUGGCCGAGUCCUGGCUUGGCUUGCAAGGUGGCAUAUCACUUUCUGUUUGGUAUUUGCAUCGUAUCAUAUCAUACAUGCGUGUCGACUUCUGUUCAAGUUGUGAUGCGCACCAGGGCUAUAAGACGUUGUGAACUUCUGAUAAAGACUGAUGUCAAUAGAUUUCUGAAGCUACAGAAUUUUUAUUUUGUGGAAUCGUGUGGAGAUUCAGCAAGCCAGGGAUCAUAUGCCUCUUGGGCUCUUGGCAUGAACAAAGGAUCUUUUGGUUGUUUUCAACCCGUCAUAUGAACCAAGGACAAUCAUACCUUUUUUUUUAUUAA